Messenger RNA from Aspergillus thermomutatus, 435 nucleotides. RefSeq lists its product as uncharacterized. Lineage: Eukaryota; Fungi; Ascomycota; Eurotiomycetes; Eurotiales; Aspergillaceae. The record is from RefSeq and is a predicted model, not a curated record. The transcript has 3 exons. The coding region runs from base 1 to 435 and encodes 144 amino acids.
AUGCGCAGGUUACUGCGUGGAAAGGGGGCGCUUUACAUUGAAUAUGCUUUGGUGUUCAAGAAUCUGAUGUUCAGCCAGGCUGUUCAACAGCAUAUCCAUAGCAAACUCAUCAAAGAUGGAAAUGCAAUCUGUAACUCCGCACCAAGCAUGGAAGCAAUCCCGUACGAAGCGGUCGACCCGACCUCAGCAUCCACACCAGCAGGGUCCAACAUCAACAUGCGCGCUGGCGCGGUUGUUGACGGCCUUUUGCAGUUUAGCAGGAUCCAGCCCGACCACAACCUCGUGUCGCUCUCUGCCACGACGCCAACACCCAGCACCAUCGGAGAUGGCGGCCCGGUUACUGACUCGCCAAUUGCGGCCAGUGAGUCCAGAAUUCCCGAGACAGAGCUGGUCAAGAGAAAGAAGUCUAGCGGGGCGUUGGCCAGGACGGCAUGA